Molecule: messenger RNA, 295 nt
Organism: Caenorhabditis elegans
Lineage: Eukaryota; Metazoa; Nematoda; Chromadorea; Rhabditida; Rhabditidae
Gene: C32B5.18
Product: Transposase
Exons: 2
Coding region: 19-111 (30 amino acids)
Source: RefSeq, marked reviewed
UCUUACCCACACACUACUAUGGCGGAUUCCAAGCGGCUGAGCUACCCAGCGUUGACAUGCUUGUUGAAGCAUUUGGAGCCGAAUUUGAGAUUCCAAAUCGCUAUCAUGUGAUCUCAAUCAAGCCUUUAUUAUGAUAUUUGGUUGUUUUGGAUCAUUAUAGGCGCAUUUAGAAAAAAAUCCCACUGGCGCUACUCCACCUUUAAAAUUUCGAAAUUCAAUGUUUUUCAACCAAAAUAUAUCUUACAAGCCCAUAAUAUUUUCGUGUUUCAACAAGUGUGAUAAUAAAUAUUUCUUA